UAUACCUAUGUUAUUUCAAAGAAUAAUUUAUUAAUAUACAUACAUAUUUAGGUAAUAAAAUCAUUCAUUGUACUAAUUAAUGUUUUAUUUAUUAAAUCAUCAUUCAAAUUUUUAAAAUUAAUAUAUUUAUUAUUACCACCAUGCUUAUCCGGAAUGUUAUACCUAUUCAAGUAUUUAUGGUUCUGGUUAUGUGUGUUUCGAGUGUUGGGUUUUUUUGAAUGGGUUUUUUUUAGGGAUGUCAUGGGUUAUUUCGAUUACCUACAUAUAGGUUUUAGGUAUAGAUUUAGAUACGUAUGUUUGAUGCUAUAAUCGUACGUUUUAUCUAUCACCUAUUACGUCCAUUAUGAUGGGCAUUAUACAAUUAUUGUUGUCUGUUCCAGCUAUUGAAUAACGAUUGUCAUUUAAAAAUAAUACGAGCAUGUUCAUUGUGUUAAUGUUAACAUGCGUUUUUGAUCGCUAUGCAGAUUAAAACGGUAUAUACCGUCACGUCGAUAAUAUAAAGAACUCAGGUAGGUAUACCUAGACAAUAAAUGACGCGCUAUAACCUAUAUAGAUGUAUAAUAUAACUGGUGCACAUAAAUAUAUAACCAUGAUAAACAAUACCAUUGUAUUAAGCACUUAAAAUUUCGUUCGUUUUGGCAAUGUAAUAAAGCGUGUGGUUCGUUCGUGUACCGACCAUGUUCGAUGAUACUACCAAACCGGUGUAUUUGAAGAAUCGGAAUUUCGCCGAGUCCGCGUACGGACAGCAGCAACAACUUCAACCGAGUGCGUUGCAGUUAGCCGAUUUGACGUUUAAUUCAAAAGCCAACAUAGAAAAAAAUACCAGUAAACUUGAAAUACAAGACGAACUUGGCAUGCCGGUAAAUUACGUAAGAAUCAAAGCCUUGGAAGAUGAUAUUCGGAUGAACUUAAUUAGUGAUAAAAAUUCAUUGCACAGAGCUAUCACUCCAGUAUUAAUUUUGGCGCAAAUUUGCGCUCUUUUACCGGUUCAAGGCAUUCGAGGGAAAAAUACUAGUUAUUUAGUUUUUAAUUGGUUCAGUUGGACAGUUUUUUAUGUCUUCAUUGUGAUAGCUGCGUCUCUCUUAAUUCUUUCAUUUUCACUCAUCAAAAUAUAUAUGACUGGAUUGACAUAUUACAGCACGGGAGAAAUUAUGUUUUUUGGAAGUUCACUGGUAAUUUAUAUUCUAUUUAUUCAUUUGGCAAGAGAAUGGCCAAAAGUUAUGGAAAAAUGGGAACUAAUGGAACGUGAAAUGAGACAAUUUGGUUAUCCUCCCAAAACGGCUUUUAAGUUCAAAAUUCUUACAAGCAUCAUAAUGGUGCUUGCUAUAAUUGAACACUCUGCUUCCGUUUUAACUGGAAUAAUGAAAGCAAUUCCUUGUUCAACGGGUGGACUUGAUAUUUUUCGAGCUUACUUCUCAAUGUCUUUUCGACAAGUCUUUACAUUGAUUAAUUAUUCACUUGUAAUAGCUAUACCUUUGGGACUAUUUAAUUUUAUGCUUGCUUGUGCUUGGAAUUAUAUGGAUUUAUUUAUUAUCAUUUUAGCAUGUGCUUUGUCCGAUAAAUUUAAGCAGCUUAAUCAAAAACUAGCCGGUGUCAAAGGAAAGAUACUUCCAAAUACGUAUUGGAGGAAAUCCAGAGAAACAUAUAACCUAUUAGCGUCGUUAACUAAAGACUUUGAUGAGUUUUUGUCACCAGUGAUAUUAUUAUCAUUUGCUAACAAUUUGUACUUUAUUUGCUUACAGCUUCUAAACAGUUUGAAACCAAUGCACGACGUUUGGGAGGCUAUUUACUUCGUGUUUUCAUUUACAUAUUUGGUUGGAAGAACAUGUGCUGUAUCUUUAUACGCCGCUUCCAUAAACGAUCAAAGCAAAAAACCGAAAGCCAUCCUAUUUUCUGUGCCGACUGAAAGUUAUGGAGUAGAGGUUGCAAGAUUCUUAAUGCAAGUAACAUCUGAUGAAUUAGCAUUGACUGGAUGUAAUUUUUUUUCGGUUACUAGAACAUUAAUGUUGACGGUUGCUGGGACAAUAGUCACAUAUGAGAUCGUAUUAAUACAAUUCAACAGCGUAAAUAGUGAAGUUAAUGAUAAAAAUGAUACUAUUAUUUACACAUUCAAACUCGGAAACGGUGAGUGUGAUGAGUUUAGUUGUGUUAUAGUAACAUCAGUUUUUACUUUUUUGAUUAUGUCCGACGAAAACACUUUCCGUCCCAUUUAUCUCAAGGACAGGAAUUUCAUUGAACCUGGAUAUGAACGGCAGUUGAAACAAAGUUCAUUAUCCGAUUUAGCGGCCCAUUCAAGUAAUAAAACGUUUAGUUUAAAAGAAAACAAGGGGAAUAUCGCGCUUGAAAUACAAGAUGACCUUGGAAUGGCGGUAAAUUAUGUGAGGAUCAAAGCCUUGGAAGACAGUAUAAGGAAGGACAUAAUUAGCGAUACGAAUUCAAUGCACAAAGCCAUCACUCCUGUACUUAUUUUAGCGCGAGUGUGCGCUCUUUUACCGGUCCAAGGCAUUAGAGGACAAAACACUAGCUAUUUAAUUUUCAAUUGGUUCAGCUGGCCAGCGAUAUACAGCCUUAUUGUAACUGGGAUAUCUAUUUUGGUAGUUUCAUUUUUAGUAUUGGACUUGUAUAUUCAUGGAUUGACAUACGAGAUCAUGGGUGAUAUAAUAUUUUAUGGAGCUUCACUAGUCCUUUAUAUAGUUUUUAUUCACAUGGCGAGAAAAUGGCCAAAAGUUAUGGAAAAAUGGGAACUAAUGGAACGUGAAAUGAAACAAUAUGGAUACCCACUUAAUACGGCAUUUAAGUUCAAAAUUUUAACAAGCAUCAUCAUUUUACUUUCAUCAAUCGAACACUUUGCUAGUAUUUUAACGGGGGUAUUGAAAGUUAUACCUUGCUUAUCGGACGGAGAAGAUAUUUUUCGAGCUUUCUUUUUGACAUCGUUUAAAACGAUCUUUACGUUUAUUAACUACUCGUUAGUAGUAGCUAUACCUGUGAAGUUUUGCGAUAUUCUGUAUGCUUAUGCUUGGAACAUUAUGGAUUUGUUUAUAAUCAUACUAGCCUGUGCUUUGACUGAAAAAUUCAAGCAACUCAACCGAAAAUUGGCCAGUGUCCGGGGAAAAGUACUUCCAAGUAUGUAUUGGCGGAAGUAUAGAGAAACGUAUAAUAUUUUAGCGUCAUUAACUCACGACUUUGAUGAAUUUCUAUCUCCAGUGAUAUUAUUAUCAUUCGGUCAUAAUUUGUACUUUAUUUGCUUACAACUUCUGAACAGUUUGAAGCCCAUGCACAGUUCUUGGGAGGCUGUGUGUUUUGCAUUUUUAUUUACAUAUCUAGUUGGAAGAACAUGCGCAGUGUCUCUGUAUGUCGCAUCCAUUAAUGAUGAAAGCAAAAAACCAAAAGCUGUCUUAUUCUCUGUGCCAGCAGAGUGUUACGGAGUGGAGGUGCAAAGAUUUUUAACCCAAGUGUCUGCUGAUGAAUUAUCAUUUACUGGUUGUAAUUUUUUUUCUGUCACUAGGACGUUUAUGCUAACGGUGGCUGGAACUAUAGUCACGUACGAGAUCGUAUUGAUACAAUUUAAUAAUGUGGCUGGUGGAGCUGCCGAUCAAAAUAAUACUCUUAUUAAUCUUUGUCCGAAGUUUAAUAAAUAAUUAUGGAUAGAUCUGCUGUAAAAUAAAAUGAAUUGA
Aphis gossypii (cotton aphid) is the source of this 3674-nucleotide messenger RNA. RefSeq lists its product as uncharacterized. Gene Ontology annotation, biological process: detection of chemical stimulus involved in sensory perception of taste; sensory perception of chemical stimulus. The record is from RefSeq and is a predicted model, not a curated record. NCBI's taxonomy places the organism in Eukaryota, Metazoa, Arthropoda, Insecta, Hemiptera, Aphididae. Gene Ontology annotation, molecular function: taste receptor activity. Gene Ontology annotation, cellular component: membrane. The transcript has 18 exons. Bases 678 to 3638 code for a protein of 986 amino acids.